CUCCCGGCGCCGGGAGAGAGCUGGGUGGGGAGGGCUGCGCCUCGACCCCGCGCCGGGCGGGGACGCACGGGCGGGCUCCUGAGCGGACCCCGGGGCGGCCCCAGGGGUGCCGCCGUGCGGCCGGGGUGGCGGCUCUCUCCCCGGUUCCUCUGGCCCUGCCCCCACCCCCCCGCGCUCCUCUGUCGCCGCGCCCCGUGCCUAUUCAGUCUCUGAGCUGCCGGCGCGGGUGUAGACGGGUUCAGCGAGCGCAGUGGGCGGAGCGCAGGUGUUAGAGAGGGACGAGGUGUGCGAAUCCUGGCGUCGGGGCGGGAUGAGGAGCUGCUGAGUAGGAGGGGGCACGGCGAGCGCUGCGUCGGGAUCGGGGGAGCGCAGGGCGCCAGGGAAGACCGGCUGCGGGAUCACAGCGAGGUCAGUACUGCUCAUGGGGCCCGAAUCCAGCACAGGGUUUGACACAUGAAGUCCAAGAGCAGCUGCCCUGGCGGUCGGCGGGGGCCUCUGGCGGGCACGUCCAGUACGCGUGUCCCCGAAGGCCGCUGGCGGCCCCCAGGCCACGUCGAAACGUGACGUCCGGACAGGGCCAGAAAUGACAGCGGGGGCGUCGCGCAGCCCCCGGGAACGACCCGGCCAGCGGUGGAGGAGGACGGGCGGCGGGGGAAAGACGGAGCAGGUGGUGCUGUCAGACGGGAGUCCCGGACCACACCAGCUGCUGUGGGCCCCCGAUGCCGAGCUCCUGCAGGAAGGAGAACUGCCGACUCAGCAUCCUUCCAUUGCUGACGGCAGAAGCCACAGAGACUGGCCAGGAGCAAAUACCACACCGGACGCGGUGACGUUUGAGGAUGUGGCCGUGUGCUUCAGUAGCGGAGAGUGGCAGUAUCUGACCCGCGCCCAGAGGCACCUGUACACCGACGUGAUGCUGGAGAACUAUGGGAACAUGCUGUCAGCUGGCCUUGCCUUCCCUAAGCCGCCCCUCAUCUCCCAUCUGGAGCAAGGCGCCGCGCCCUGCGCUGACGGCCCGCAGGACUGGGGGCUCCUGACACGCUCCUUCCCGGUGUCGUCUGACCACACGCGGCCCGAGGACGGGGACUGGCCGGACGCGAAGCGCGUCCUGAAGCGCGGAGGGGCCUGGGUCCCGAGGCCUGCGUCCGGGCCCCGGGCGCCUGGGGCGGACGGGGUGGCCGGCGGGCCUGCAGCGCGCAGCGCCCAGCAGGCGCGAGGGCCCAGCCAGUGCGCCGAGUGCGGGAAGACCUUCCGCGGCCGCUCGGACCUCGUCCUGCACCAGCGCGUCCACUCCGGCGAGAGGCCGCACGCGUGCGCCCAGUGCGGGAAGGCCUUCCGGACCGGCGGCCAGCUGUCGGCGCACCGGCUCACGCACACCGGCGAGAAGCCGUUCGGCUGCGCGCAGUGCGGGAAGGCCUUCGGCAGCAGGGCAGCUGCGUGCCGGCACCGGCGGGCGCACGGCGGGGACAGGCCGCACGCGUGCGGGCAGUGCGGGAAGGCCUUCGGCAGCAGGGGCCGCCUGCGCCGGCACGGGCUGGUGCACAGCGCCGAGCGGCCGCACCGGUGCGGCGUGUGCGGGAAGGCCUUCCGCCUCAAGCACUGCCUGACCGCGCACGGCCGGACCCACUGCGGGGAGAGGCCGUUCGGCUGCGCGCAGUGCGGCCGCGCCUUCCGCGGGCGCUCCGACCUGGCCAAGCACGCGCGCGUGCACUCGGCUGAGCGCCCGUACCUGUGCGGCCAGUGCGGCCGGGCCUUCCGCCGCCGUUCGGACCUCCGCAAGCACGCGCGGGUGCACGCACGCGCGGGGCAGGCCGGGUCCCGGGGGGCCCCCGCCCCGGAGAAGCCCUUCCGGUGCGGCGAGUGCGGCCGGGCCUUCCGGCACGACUGCCGGCGCCGCGCUCACGAGCGGGGACACCGCGGGGACCGGCCGCACCCCUGCGGGCUGUGCGGGAAGGCCUUCGAGGACCGGCACUGCCUGGCCGUGCACCAGCGCGUCCACACCGGGGAGAAGCCGUUCGCCUGCCCCCAGUGCGGGAAGGCCUUCAGCGGCAAGUCCAACCUGACCACCCACCAGCGCGUCCACACCGGCGAGAAGCCGUUCGCCUGCGACGUGUGCGGGAAGGCCUUCCCCCAGAGCUCCGUGCUGACCCAGCACAGGCGGAUCCACACGGGCGAGAGGCCCUACCCCUGCAGCCAGUGCGGCCUGGCUUUCCGCCAGCGCGCGGCCCUGCUCGGGCACCAGCGCGUCCACACCGGCGAGAGGCCCUACGAGUGCGAGCAGUGUGGAAAGGCGUUCCGGGUGAGCGCCAACCUGACCGGACAUAAGAAGAGGAUCCACCCAGCGCGCAGAACCCACGAACUGGACGACACUUUGGGGACAGCCCCCGCCCCAGGACCGGCCUCGAAGACCCUCCCGGACGUCGGGGACUGAGCGCCAGCACCUGGGGUUCCGCAGACUGGUGCUUCCUGGUUCGCUGGCCCCUGACGGGGACCCCGGAGCCUGUCCUGAGUCACUUCCAGGGCCUGCCCGGCAGGAAUGAUCCUGUGCCGGCCACAGGUCCAGUGUCCACUCACUUAACCGCCAGCUGCCCUGCGGGACGAGGAGACGAAGGCCUGAGAAGACCGCUGCGGAGGCUCCCUUCCCGGCGGGCCCCGCGUCGGCGCCCCCGACGGCUGCCGAGGCUCCCUUCCCGGCGGGCCCUGCGUCGGCGCCCCCGACGGCUGCGGAGGCUCCCUUCCCGGCGGGCCCUGCGUCGGCGCCCCCGACGGCUGCGGAGGCUCCCUUCCCGGCGGGCCCUGCGUCGGCGCCCCCCAGACGCUCAGACUCCCCGCACUGCGUCUCCUGCAGGCGAAGCCACGACCCCGCUCAGCACCAACCGAGUUCGACCUGAUAAAAUAUUGACCAUUUUUAGCAAGGGUUUUCUGUGUUGUUUUACCUCGAGGACUGAAUGGUACUUUUCCAUGUGGGAUCAGGACGGGAAAGACAGGCCGAUUUAGGUAUCAGAGGUAAGGACGAUGCAGCUGUCUGCUGCUCAAGUAACAGUUUACAUAGGGAAGGAGCACAGAGCCCAUCUCACUUUCUUAUAAAUACAUCAAAAUUUCAAUGUGUUCAUUCUUAAAGAUUUGCUAUAUUUA
This is a messenger RNA of Hyaena hyaena (striped hyena), 3132 nucleotides long. Its product is annotated as zinc finger protein 311-like. Bases 584 to 2428 code for a protein of 614 amino acids. The transcript is spliced from 7 exons. Gene Ontology annotation, biological process: negative regulation of transcription by RNA polymerase II. Lineage: Eukaryota; Metazoa; Chordata; Mammalia; Carnivora; Hyaenidae. Gene Ontology annotation, molecular function: DNA-binding transcription repressor activity, RNA polymerase II-specific; RNA polymerase II cis-regulatory region sequence-specific DNA binding. The record is from RefSeq and is a predicted model, not a curated record.